AUGGUCAGCAGAGAUACCAUCGACUACAUCCUCUUUGAGGAGGCCGCCGGUUACGCCCUCUUCAAGGUUAUCCUGCAGCCUUCCACUAUCGGCUCUCGUCUCCCUGAAGUUCAGGAAGCCGCCAACGACGUUGCCAAGUUCCGCAAGCUCCUUGAGCUCGUCUCCUUUGCACCUUUCCAGACCGCUGCCCAAGCUCUGGAGAACGCCAACGACGUUUCCGAAGGUAUUGUCAGCGAUUACCUUAAGGCCAUUCUUGAGCAGAACAUUCCUCGCACUGAGAAACCCUCCAAGGAAAAAAUCGUCCUUGGUAUCUCCGACAAGAAUCUGGGUCCCUCUAUCAAGGACGCGCUUCCUUGGGUUGAGCCUGUCAACUCUGAAGUUGUCCAAGAUAUUCUCCGUGGUAUCCGUAACCACGGUGUCAAGCUUCUUAAGGACCUCCAGCAAGGUGACCUUGAGCGUUCCCAGCUUGGUCUGGCCCACGCUUACUCCCGCUCCAAGGUUAAGUUCUCUGUCAACAAGAAUGAUAACCACAUUAUACAAGCCAUUGCUCUCAUUGAUCAGCUCGAUAAGGAUAUCAACACUUUUUCCAUGCGUGUUAAGGAAUGGUAUGGCUGGCACUUUCCUGAGCUGGCUAAGAUUGAGAAUGACAAUCUGACAUAUGCCAAGCUGGUUCUUUUCAUCAAGGACAAGGCCACUCUGUCCCAAGAUAAACUUCACGAUCUUGCUGCUCUUGUCAAUGAAGACUCUGGUCUUGCCGAGCGCAUCAUUGAGGCUGCCCGUAUCUCCAUGGGUCAAGAUAUCAGCGAGACUGAUAUGGACAAUAUUGUUACUUUUGCCCAGCGCGUUGCCAACAUCACCGAGUACCGCAAGCGUCUGUUUGACUAUCUCUCGGAGAAGAUGCACACCGUUGCUCCUAAUCUCAGCGAACUUAUUGGUGAGGUUGUUGGUGCCAGACUGAUUUCCCAUGCCGGUUCUCUCACCAACCUGUCGAAAUACCCUGCCUCGACGGUCCAGAUUCUGGGUGCCGAGAAGGCUCUUUUCCGUGCCCUUAAGACCAAGGGCAACACCCCCAAGUACGGUCUCAUCUACCACUCUUCUUUCAUUGGCAAGGCUGGUGCCAAGAACAAGGGCCGGAUAUCCCGUUUCCUUGCUAACAAGUGCUCUAUUGCUUCUCGUAUUGACAAUUACUCAGAAACCCCCACCAACAAGUUUGGUGAGGUUCUCAAGCGCCAGGUCGAGGAACGUCUUGAGUACUUUGACACUGGUAAGCCCCCAAUCAAGAACUCUGAGGCUAUGAAGCUUGCAAUUGACGAAAUUGGUGUCCCUAGUGUUGCUGCUGAGGCCAUUGAGGAGGUCAAGGAAGUCAAGGAGGACAAGAAGGAGAAGAAGGAAAAGAAAGACAAGAAGGAGAAGAAGGAAAAGAAAGACAAGAAGGAAAAGAAGGAAAAGAAGAGAUCUCUGGAAGACGAUGAGUCUGCUCCUAAGAAGAAGAAGAAGAAAUCCAAGGAUUAA
Messenger RNA from Magnusiomyces paraingens, 1512 nucleotides. RefSeq lists its product as uncharacterized. The coding region runs from base 1 to 1512 and encodes 503 amino acids. The transcript has a single exon. Gene Ontology annotation, molecular function: snoRNA binding. The record is from RefSeq and is a predicted model, not a curated record. Gene Ontology annotation, cellular component: small-subunit processome; box C/D methylation guide snoRNP complex. NCBI's taxonomy places the organism in Eukaryota, Fungi, Ascomycota, Dipodascomycetes, Dipodascales, Dipodascaceae.